Messenger RNA from Fonsecaea erecta, 5487 nucleotides. RefSeq lists its product as hypothetical. NCBI's taxonomy places the organism in Eukaryota, Fungi, Ascomycota, Eurotiomycetes, Chaetothyriales, Herpotrichiellaceae. Bases 1 to 5487 code for a protein of 1828 amino acids. The transcript has 11 exons. The record is from RefSeq and is a predicted model, not a curated record.
AUGACUGGCGACAUCGACAAUCGAGUCACGGAGCAGGGGACCCUCCAGAUAACCUCUCCUCUUCCCGAGUUCAUUAUUCCCAAAUGUCGUAAACCAUCGCUGCUUUUCUACGAUCACUCAGCGGAGCAGGUUCUUACACCAGGCAACGCAUUGAGCGCACAAAACGGUGGAGGAGAGCCUCAAGGAUCAGCCCCCAGCAACGCCUCCUCUUCGACCAUCUCCCCGAGACAAUGCCACCUAGGACAGGAAUGCGUCCUCGAGCAACCACAAGACUUAAAGCCCGCUAUCAGGUCAGACAUCGCUUUCGGCGAUGGACAAGGCACAGUCGGCUUUAUUAGUGAGUUUGGAGAACUUAUCCAGGCGAGGCGCAUCCUGGAUUAUGGACCAUGGGGUUCGCUACAAGUCCGACCCGAAUCAGACCCUGCCGAUUUCGACCACAUCAUGGAAGGAUCGUGUCCAGGCAUCGGACUGCGCUUGAAUGACCGAUCGGUCGUUCCAGACGAAGACUUCCACCCUGUUUCAUACAUCCAUGACCGGUGGCCAAAGCUCUCAUAUAGCACGGAAGGUGUCGAAGUCGAAAUGAUGUUUGCCGUGGUGGAUAAGAAAAUUGUGCAUCAAUGCGUGCUCUCUAAUAGAGGCAACGCUGACAGCACGGUUGAUAUGGUAUUUGACAUGGGUUUUGCAAUGGGUGCGCCUGUAGAUUCUCGUCUACGCAGCGGCACCAAAUUUAAGGGAGGAACACUGACCUCAGGUAAUACCUGCAUCGUGCUCAGCGGUAACCCCGGUGGCUAUGGCGUUUUCGGUGCCUCUCUAUAUAUUGAUCAUGGACGUCCAGUACGCCUUGUACCCGUCGAAUUGAAAGAUCAGCCUGAGACUGGCAAUGAUCCAAAGCCUGAUUCAUCUCACGCGGGGAAAAAGGAAAGUAAGGAGAAAGAGCCAUCGAGGUUUCUUUUCCACCGCCUGCCAAUCAAGAUUGCACCGGGUGCGCAGCGAGAACUGACAGCUGUUUAUGAUUUUAAUUGUGGACGGUGGACAAGGGACCAGAUAUACGACCUGAAAAUUAUGCCGUCAAUAAGUGAUGAUUACUACACAUUACAACGCCUCCGAGAAAAUUCAUUCUUGACGGCAUACGAAGAAGCGAAGAGCAAGGACGACGUGGAGCAAGUCCGAAAGAUUUUGGAAGAUGGGGUGCCUCAACACGCAGCAGUUCCUGCACAGAAAGAUGCACAUGACGCUCCGUCGGAACCUGUCGAUACGAACGCACCAAAGCCUCCCGAGGAACAGCAACCUCUCGUGCCAGAAAGCGAGUCUCACGUCAAAACUCAGUUGCCUUUUCAGAACCACGGGGGCGAGAGCCUUGUCUCUCAUCAUCUGUUUGGCCUUGAAUGGGCAUCAAAAUGGUCAUUUCGGGACAGUUUGGGUGCCGAUACAUUUUGGGAUGUUAUGUGGGGGGAAAAAAUGAAAAAGCACAAGCAGGAGAUGAGAGAACUUGUAGGAAAAGAGUUCGAGAAGUUGAGAGAUGAUCCCAAGAUCCGCCCAGGUUGCGGGUAUGUCGAUGUCCAAGAACAUCUAAGUCGCUAUUGUCCUGGAAAAUGGAUCAAAGGUCUUCCCGACCAGCCGACCAAUUUCCUUUUCCGUCGAUACUUGCAAUACAUUUUAACAGUGGUGCCCAUCGGGGUGCAUUGGAAAAGAGACGGAGAUCCUGCUUAUUUCUUCUGUACCAGUGGACAAAAUGCUGUCACCACGGAUUAUGGCGCUGUUCUAUACCAGUUCCGCCUCCUCGGCUACAUACACCGGCUGCUUAUGAGUCAAGAAGGCAUUGUCGAUGACUCGUUAAAGAGCUCUUUACACUCAGAGAUUGAGAAACUUUGCAAAGGUCAUCUCGAAUGGUGUUUUGAAGUCGCUCAAAAGACGAAGAGUGGAUUGUGGACCACCGUCUACAAGCCUCUGGGUGCUAAGAUAACAACCGUGGAUGACCAUGUCCACAGCGCUACCAAUUUCCUGAAACUGUUUGAAUUCUAUGUGGAGUUCCCGGACAGUCGACCGUUUGUUCUUGCCACGCUUAAGAAACGACUUCUGCCUUGGCUCAAGGCACUUCAGGAGACCCGGAACAAAAACUCUGGCCUCUGGGAGUCAGUCAGAAAGACCAUUCAAGUGUCGUGGUGGGACUCCAACUAUCGGCAGGAUGAGGAAGUUUCAAUCCCAAACUACGACCUAUGUGAUUGCGUUGAGCAUUGGCAAACUCUUCAAACUGUCUUCAGCAUCAUCAACGAAAUGAAGGACAAUGGCAAUAUCCGACCGGAUACCGGCGACGCAGCUGCGUCGCCGUUGCUGCAGGCCGUGACAAAAGAGCUUCUCGACAGUUUGGAAACCAGCGGACUUAUGAAAGAGCUGGACCCCUCUGCUUUUCGAGAAAAGAUACUGGAGCGAUUCUCUUUUGAGAUCGAACGAUCCUCUGUUGAGACUUCUAUACAAUCUGCUGAACUCAGAAUUCAAGCGCCUGGUUCUGGUUCGCUGGUAGAAGAGAUGAAGGGCAACAAAAAAAGACUUCUUGCCAUCAAACGCUGCGCGAAGGAGCGGCCGAGAUGGAACUGGUAUGCAGAGGCCAUGGUACUGUGCCCCAAGUACGAUCUCGGUUUCUUUGAUUCCGAUCGUCCCUCACAGCGACUUGCCGAAUGGUCAGCGGCGGUUGAGGCACAACAAUUUCAGAUAGAGCAGUUUUGGAAGAAGCCUCUCCGAUACGCCCUUGCACUAAUUUUGGCAUUGGACAGCAAAAUAUCUCUCGAUAAAUCGAAAGACCCAGCGACAAUGGCUGUCACAUGUCAAACGACCUUGAUGGGAUGCGUCUUGAGCUGCGGGCUGAUGGCUGAAGAGAUGGACCCGAAGACCAAGAAGCCGCAAAGCAGACUCGACUACUUUCCAGAAGCUGUUUUUGGGGUGCCCUAUUGUUUAUUCAGGCUGACUUAUGAAAACUUGCUUGGAGCGUAUCCGAAGCAAAUUACCAAUCCGUCUGGUAAUACCAGAGUCGGCACCACGUUCGACGAGAAGCUCUGGAAAAAAUCCUACAAAGCCAUCCGCUCGAGGACGAAGGCCGGUUUGUAUAAUCUUGCCAGUGUUGACAGGGCUAAUGUGGUCGAUCUGACUGAGGUAUGCGAACCGGAAUGGUUGUUCGAUGACCCAUGGUAUUUCACGCAAGAGGAUCUUCUGCCGGACAGACCCAAGGGUGAACGUGGCCCUUUAAAAUACACCAAGGAUGCCGUGCAAUCGGGGUUGAAAGUUCUACUGGACUUCGACCGUGAUGAAGGGAGCUUCCCUUACGCCGUGUUCAACGAAGCCAUUCUACUAUACAGCCGUGAUCACAACGAAUUUUUGGCAGAGGCUGACGAAGAGCGGCCAGGAAGUAUCGUGGAUGUCAUCAGGACCGGCAAGCGCCAGUCACAGAUUCUAGAGGACAUCCCUAAUGCCUGGGAGCUCAUGGAGCACGUAUGGAAGAAGAGGACCAAGAACGAUGUGAAGAAGAGACUGAUAUACGUGUACAAUUGUGGACCAAGGUUCUCGGUAGCGCUCUAUCUCUCUGUCCCUGACAAAGAAAGAUACUCGAUGGCAACUUUUCUGUCUCGCCACCAGACCCGAGACGUGUUUCUUCGCGAAGAUACGCACAAAACCAUCAACUCUUGGACUACUGAACUGCACCUUGGGUUCUACCGAGUCAUUUCGAACUUGUCGGCUCCUGCUGGCGAUGAUGAUUCCGAUGAUGACCAAAUUCCUCCCAGCCUGACUAUAUUCUCGGGAAGGCCAUUUCAGCUUCCGGGUGACGCGACCAAACUCAUCGAGAAAUGCGCCAUCGGAUUCCGGUUUGAUGGCGACCUUUACGACCGAUAUUGGACUUGUUAUGUUGCCGUGUAUUUGCCGCAAUGUGACACCCAGGAUCGAUGGUUUGCUGAUGUGGAUUCCUUCAAGUUGAUGAGGCCUACUGGGGAAGGCAACAAGGACACCGAACACAGCCAACGGAAGAUUUUGGAAGCCCGGUGGUUUGAGAGAGCAACCCGUAUCAUCUGUGAAGAGACGCGAAACAUUUUGAGAGUCAUUUCCGGGAUCCUUGGUGAAGAUCGCAAUGGGCGGUAUACUGCCACUUCCUACGACACCUUCCGAGCGAACUUCGAGACCAACAAAACCACCUACGCCCAAUAUGGAGAGAUGGUCAAGUUUCUCCGCCACGUUCUUGAUAACCUUGAAGCAAUCCGAAAUGUCGCCGACAAAUGGGAAAACCGAGCGACCACACGCGAAGUUCAGCCUCGUUGGACUCGUGACGACGAAGCUGCUUACGCCCAGGAGAUCUCCAUCUGGUGUCGGCGAGCCCAGGCCAAUGUCCACAACAUGGCUCAUUUAGAAAACCAAAUCCAAGCGAAACUGGACCACAUCAAACAACUUCGAGAGUGGCUCCUCGACGACUUGCAACUCAAAGAGGCCCGAGUGUCCAACCGAUCGGCGGAUGAUGUGCGGAUUUUCACCUACGCCACCGUCGUGUUCUUGCCUCUCAGUUUCGCAUCGAGCAUCUUCAGCAUGGGCGGAGCGCCCUCGCACAGUACCGCAGUCUCAUUUGUGACGGCGGCUGUCAUCGCGCUGGUUGCCACCAUUGCGUUUGUUCUCAACGCUGGGACGGUCAUGCGGGCGAUCACGCAGUGGAAGAUAUUGGUUUUCGAUCUGCCGGACGAGGCCGGCUUCACCGAACACUCGGAAAGCCAAUGGCGCAAAGUUGGACUCAAGUUUAUUGACUGGUUUGUGCGCUAUCCCGCGGGCCGUGUCCUCGUGGCUUGGAAAGUGGUCAGGAGAAAAGAUCGCAAAGCUGUCGCGGGCAAGCUCCUGCUGGGCAUCCUUCUGUUUCCCCUCUUCGCUUUCACCUGGAUCUUCGGCUUCCUGGGACUCAACCUGUACGACCUGAUUAUGCUGCUGUGCCUCGACCUGCCUCAGUAUCCAGGGAAGCGGCGGAAGCAUCGUGAUCAACUCAAAACCGCAGAAUCCGUCGUGCAGCCAGCUGACCCUCAGAAGGCCACCAGAGAAAAAGAGAAAGGGGGCAAGUCCUCGGCAGAGGCCUCCAAGGAGAAAGAAGCCCGCAGACGGGGAGCGGAGAAGGCCAGGGAGAAGUGGCGACAGGAAAGGCUCAAGCACUUUAUGCACAAGCCACGCAUCAGGGACAUCACGGUGCAUUUGAGCGAGGGCAAGACACUGCACGAAGUCCGGGAAGCACACAAGCAAGAUGUUGAGAAGAGGCAGACGGAGCUGAAAGAGCGCAGGCAAAAGUACCACCAUGUGAUUGAGAGUAUCUCGGAUUUCAGCGAAAGCACCGACGAGGACAAAAAGCCUCGCCAGUCCCCGCGGCGCAAGGCCCUGGCGCGCAUGUUCCGGAGGAAACGGCAAGAGACCGACGUCGAGGCCGUGAAGGAUCAGAAUGAACAGGUUCAACAGAAUGGUGCGCCGAAGGAGUAG